GGCCCCGAGCUCCCAAGCACCACCCCGCGCGCCAGGAGCCGGACCGCUGCCGACGCCAUGCGGGCUCUGCUGCCGCUGCUGCGCUCGGCCUGGGGCGGUCGCACGGGCGCCCUCGUCGUCCGCCUGCGGGAGGGAGCGGCCGCUGGGCCCGGGCCGCGCCGCGCCAUGGCCUCGUACCGCACGGAGGAGCGCGGCCAGCCCCACUCGCCCGGUUACCGCCUCUUCUUCAAGAAUGAAGCUGGUCACUAUAUUUCCCCCUUUCAUGAUAUUCCUCUGAAGGUGGAAUCUAAAGAGGAAAAUGGCAUUCCUACAAAGAGAGCACGGAAUGAUGAAUCUGAGAAUUUGUUUAAUAUGGUUGUUGAAGUACCUCGGUGGACAAAUGCUAAAAUGGAGAUUGCCACAGAGGAGCCAUUGAAUCCCAUUAAACAAGACGUAAAGGAUGGCAAGCUACGUUAUGUGGCGAAUAUUUUUCCUCAUAAGGGUUAUAUAUGGAAUUAUGGUGCCCUCCCUCAGACUUGGGAAGAUCCCCACAGAAACGAUAAGAGCACAGACUGCUGUGGAGAUAAUGAUCCUAUUGAUGUCUGUGAAAUAGGCUCAAAGGUUGGUUGUUCUAAUGGGACUCUGUGUUUUCUACCUCCCUCAGCUCCACGCUCUAUAAGAAAUGAAUUUUUAUUUUUAACAAAAAGUCUUCUUGUUUCUUCACUUACAGAUAUUGAUGAUGUUCGGAAGUACAAACCAGGUUAUUUGGAAGCUACACUUAAUUGGUUUAGAUUUUAUAAGGUGCCAGAGGGAAAACCAGAAAACCAUUUUGCUUUUAAUGGAGAAUUCAAAAACAAGGCUUUUGCUCUUGAAGUUAUUAAAUCUACACAUGAAUGUUGGAAAGCGUUGCUUAUGAAACAGUGUGAUGGAGGGGCUAUAAGUUGCACAAAUGUGCAGAUAUGCGAUAGUCCUUAUCAUUGUGCUCAAGAGAAAGCAAGAUCAUUAGUUGAAUCGGUAUCAUCUUCAAUAAGUAAAGGAAGUCAUGAAGAAGAGCAAGUGUGGCACUUCCUUGGCAAGUGAUGGGAACAUUUGAAGUUCUGCCAUCAAGAUUCCAGUCUCUGAGGACUUCCAGACUGUCUCCCUCAAGUGCUGGAGAUAGGCAGAUCGAUGAGAAUUUGCUAACUUUCUGUUGAAACUCUUUUCCCCCCCAAACUUUCUGGGAUAUGCACUAUGUAAAUAAACACUGGUUUUGAA
Molecule: messenger RNA, 1233 nt
Organism: Myotis daubentonii (Daubenton's bat)
Lineage: Eukaryota; Metazoa; Chordata; Mammalia; Chiroptera; Vespertilionidae
Gene: PPA2
Product: inorganic pyrophosphatase 2
Exons: 11
Coding region: 58-1059 (333 amino acids)
Biological process (GO): phosphate-containing compound metabolic process
Cellular component (GO): cytoplasm
Molecular function (GO): inorganic diphosphate phosphatase activity; magnesium ion binding
Source: RefSeq, a predicted model, not a curated record